CUGUUGCCCCGGGUUUAGCGGCUCUCGUGCCCCUCCUGGGUCCGCGGCGGCCUGGCCCAAUGGCGCCUCAGCGGAGGGGACCACCUAGAGUUCCCGAGGGAAGUAGUGCAGCCGAGCGCCGGCGCGCGAACAGCACCAAGAAGGACCGGCUGCCUCAGGAGGCACAGAGGUCAUGGCUAAGGACUGUGGUCUUUGGAGUUGGCCUUGCUCUGAUCACAUUCCUGUUCUGGAGUCGUCUGGGGAUGGAUGAUGAUGUUGCUGAAGUCUUGGCCCAUCGUGGUGAGGUCCUGGAAGGCAGGUUCAUUGAGGUUCCCUGCUCUGAGGACUAUGAUGGUCACCGGAGAUUUGAAGGCUGUACUCCCAGGAAGUGUGGCAGAGGUGUCACUGACAUGGUGAUUACCAGGGAGGAGGCGGAGCAGAUUCGCAGAAUAGCAGAGAAGGGACUCUCUCUAGGCGGAUCAGAUGGAGGGGCAUCUAUACUGGACUUGCACUCUGGGGCCCUGUCUGUUGGGAAGCAUUUUGUGAACCUGUACAGAUACUUUGGGGAUAAAGUACAAAAUAUCUUCUCUGAGGAGGACUUCCAGUUAUAUAGGGAUGUGCGGCAGAAGGUCCAGCUCACCAUUGCUGAAGCCUUUGGCAUCAGCUCAUCCUUGUUGUAUCUGACAAAGCCCACAUUCUUCUCCCGAAUAAAUAGCACAGAAGCCCAGACAGCUCAUGAUGAGUAUUGGCAUGCACAUGUGGACAAGGUGACCUACGGCUCUUUUGACUACACUUCACUGCUUUACCUCUCGGAUUACUUAGAGGACUUCGGUGGAGGGCGCUUUGUGUUCAUGGAGGAAGGGUCCAACAAGACAGUGGAGCCCAGAGCUGGUAGGACACAGCCUGGUCGAGUCUCAUUCUUUACCUCAGGCUCUGAGAACCUGCACCGGGUGGAGAAGGUCCUCUGGGGCACCCGCUAUGCCAUCACCAUUGCUUUUACCUGCAACCCUGACCAUGGCAUCAAGGAUCCAGUACUCACGUAACGAGCUAGGUUGUGUCCCGAGGACCAUGUCUGGAAGCCUGUGGGUGGCACCCUAGUGUUGGGACACAGCCCUGUCGAUGAAGGCACGCCCAGGCCAGGCUGAACGUGUGCUCACACACACACACCCAUUUCAGCCCAUCGCUGCACAGAGUGCCUUAUGAAUUAGCCUGAAUUUUGUUUUGCUGGUGUUUUAAUAUUUUCAUCUGUGAGUAAAUCAAGGAAGGAGCCUUUCA
Messenger RNA from Peromyscus maniculatus bairdii (prairie deer mouse), 1254 nucleotides. RefSeq names its product 2-oxoglutarate and iron dependent oxygenase domain containing 3 (gene Ogfod3). The record is from RefSeq and is a predicted model, not a curated record. Gene Ontology annotation, molecular function: iron ion binding; oxidoreductase activity, acting on paired donors, with incorporation or reduction of molecular oxygen; L-ascorbic acid binding. Gene Ontology annotation, cellular component: membrane. Lineage: Eukaryota; Metazoa; Chordata; Mammalia; Rodentia; Cricetidae.